ACGUCUAAUGCCCACGCUCUUUUUUCCCCUUCUUUUGUUAUUGCUCUGCUGGCAGGCUUAGGUAGAUUUCUUCCUUGACGCUGAGCUGGCUUACUCCUUCGUUUACGACGUCAAUCAAACAGUCUCCAUGAAUACCUAGUCGAUUUUCUUUCUUCAGCCGCUGCUGGUUACCAGCGAGACAAUUACUUCCCUUCUUCACCUCUUGUAACCGGAGUUGGCACAAUGGAAUCAUGGGCCACUCACUUUCCGCAGCUCGAUGCCCGAUCGCACUUUAACUUGACCCUCAAUGCUUCCGCGGCUCGAAAUGGUCCCUGGAUGCAGUCGAAUGCGACCAGGACCCUCAUCGCCAGUCUACAACUCCAACAAGUCCAAACACUCCGGUCUACGCAUCUCACCCUCGGAGCAUUUAGCCUUGCUUUGACGUUGCUGACGGUCCAUCGCAUUGUUUCUGACGCGCGUCGAGCUGCAGCACUGCAGGUCUUGCCCAAGAAGAAGUUCAACGCUCUUCACAAUGUUCACCCUGCCGAGACCUUUCCGCUUGCCCUGGCCUGCGGUGCCGUUCUACAACAGGUCAUCUUCGUAUCAGUGCAGAGCACUACCCUUAAUAGUGUAUUUUCUAGAAGUUGUCGUGGGCUUUCCAUGAUUACUUUUCCCGCUAUAUUCCUGGUCGGAUACAUCACGCUGGUUUUUGGUAUCGAAGUAGUCGUCAGGGCCUUCAAGCGCGAACGUUUUGCCCCCCGUGGCAAGUGGAACACGACAAUCUGUAUUGCUGUGGUGUCGUUUAUGCUUUUACUUACCUGGAUGCCGACUGUCGCAUGGCCAAUGUCCAAUACUUGCUUCGGCAGUCUCAUCUGGUUUCCUAUGCGUUACGACUUUCUGAUGAUGAUCAUACUUGCUGUCAUGGUCUUUUGCUUAUUGGCAGUCGCCGCUCUCAUCAGUAUCCAGCUCAUGAGAACUCCCGGCUUGGACCCCAACGAGCGUAUUUCGGCUUCACGUAUGACCUACUUCUUGUUAGUAGCUGCAUUGAUCUAUGCUCUCGUCCUCCCUGUCGAGAUCCAGUCUCUUCAACGGGACUUUAUGCAAGCGCUAGCCGCCUCUCGCAUUGCCGAAAUCUCGCUCUUCUCCUCGGGCAUGGUCAUCACCUUCUUCCACCUCUUCCUACGAACAAACGCAACGCGAAUGGUCAUUCGUCCCAUCGAUGAGAUCAACUCCACCCCAAACCAAAAACGCCCAAAGCUUCGAUUCUUCGGCCCUAGUGACUUGGAGAUGCAAAUCAGCGCACCAAUGGAUCUGCAAACAACUCGCCGCUUGGACAGCCGACAGGGUCUGAUUGAUGUUGGACCCGAGAAGAACCGUACAGACUUCGAUCCCGAAUACUUUGAACGACCCAAGCGUGCUUUGUCGCCAGCAUCCACCAAGCCCGGCACCCCAAUCGACCCUACACAAUGGCCACUGCCCCCUAUGAAAGACACUGACGCCAAAUUAUCUGGCCACGCACGCAAGGAGAGCUACUCUCUCUUUCCCACACGAGCUGAAGAAGUACCUCGCCUUCCUCCUACCGUCUACGACCCGAAGGCUGCGCAAGAAACCACCUCAGUAUCCAAGCUCGCUAUGCGACGCUUCACUCGACGGGGCUCAGUCACAUCAGUUACCAAUGUUAGCGACGCGUUCGACUUCCUGACCAAGCCAAAGCUACCCUUUGCCUCUGGACACUCACGUAUGCAAAGCACCGAUAGCAGCGCGACUGUUCAGAUUGGUCUUCGUUUCUCAAUAGCACCCGCCACGCUUGGUACAGGCAAGUACAAUGGUAAUGAGCGCCCGCAGCCACCAAAGCGGGGUAAUACCGACGAUAGUGAUACAUCGCUAGAGCUUCCAAUCCAGGGACCUCCAGCAGAGACAUCGUCAUUAGAGACGCUCAGCCCCGGCACAUAUGUCCCACCAUCUCCCGUAACCCGACCAAGGGCCAACAGCCCCAAUCGGACCCCAGCAUUCCCUCUCGUACCAGUCGUCAACAGCAGUGAGUACCUCAAGGCUCAACGUGAGAAGGUACUACCCGCCCCACCACCAUCCGCAGAAGCGCCAGUGCCGGCUCCACAAGCCGUUACCCCAACACAGGCCGCUAUGCCCUCCCCUGCGAUGUUAUCGCCAGCUAUUCCCAAGCCAGCUUGCAUCAGCGGACUCCGGAUGAACCCAGUCUCUCCCGUCACCGCAGUCGCCUCUCCCAAGACAGCGUCCCAACCCGCUACACCAUCGUCGUCAACCAACAGCCUCGCACGAUCAAACAGCGGAGGCCACGCAGCACCAUCACCGACAGCACGGAUACCCCUAGGUGCAGGCACGAUGUCGCGGAGUCCGCCACCCAACGGCUGGAUCUGA
Pyrenophora tritici-repentis Pt-1C-BFP is the source of this 2376-nucleotide messenger RNA. RefSeq names its product Atrophin-1 multi-domain protein. The record is from RefSeq and is a predicted model, not a curated record. NCBI's taxonomy places the organism in Eukaryota, Fungi, Ascomycota, Dothideomycetes, Pleosporales, Pleosporaceae.